Molecule: messenger RNA, 1338 nt
Organism: Fraxinus pennsylvanica
Lineage: Eukaryota; Viridiplantae; Streptophyta; Magnoliopsida; Lamiales; Oleaceae
Source: the annotation of a GenBank genome assembly
AUGGGAGGAGUUCGUUUUUUAUCUAUUGAAUUUAAAACCUUCGAAUUCAUUCUUGAAGGAGGAGGGGUUCACAGUAUACGUAUAAAUGAGUUGGGAAGGGGUUUUGUUCACUCAGUGGUUCUGGGGAGAGGAUGUGCCAUUAGAGUGGCCGGUGCCAUUGAAGACCUCAUCUCUAAACCAUACAUUGAGUCUUUCGCCAGAACUUUUCGGGUGGGUGAUACUGUUAUUUUCUUGCAACGCUGCUCUAACCGGAAAGGCAGGUUUAUCUCUAUUCAGGAAAUCCAUAGAGGAGGACGCAAGGGUACUAUUAUUAUUCCAGAGGGGAGAAAUGGUGUUGGUUGGCGUGGGUUUGGGGUGGAGUUACGCCGGCAUUGUGUCCCUGAGGUCAAGCAUGGUGUUCUGAGUCCUGUUCCGACGAAUCAGCAGAAAAUUGAAGCCGAAAAAGUUUUGUAUGCUGAGGCGGCGUCUUCCACCGCCUUACCGGCCGGCGAUGCUAAAGGAAAGCAGGCGGUUAUUAAUUUGGGGGACAGUACAGAGAUUGUGCAGGAUUUUCAGCCGAAAAUGGAAAAGAUUUCGCUCAAUAUGGCAACCUGUAAUUCUGACAGUACGGGGACAGAGACGGGGAGGUUACAAUUUUGUUUGAAUAUCCAAAUUGUGCGUGGGCUGGAUGGGGCUUGGGGGGUUAAGCAAGCUAAUAUUUGUGGACACAAGCAAGGCCCAGAGUUCCCUUGUGGGCCUAAUCCUCGAAUUGACUUGAAGCCCAAUAGAUCACGCCCUCAUAUGAGAUUUCAUAAGCCCAAAACAAAAUUUGUUUGGAGGCCUAAAGCAGUCUCAAAGGCUAAAUCAAUUCAGAAUCAAUUUGGCCCUAAACCCAUAGCACCGUUUCGAAGCUCUCUGGAGGGAUCUGUGUUGAACCCACUGUCAAGUGCUCCAGCGAAGGUCUCGACCCCUACGAACGGUCCGAAGCCGGCGUUGACUGCGGAUAUGGAAGCCACAGGAGAGUGUGGAUCAAAAUUUGAUGACGUAGUGAUUGUUGUAUCUAGAUUUGAAAGGGGUACGAGUCGGCCUGCCCAUUAUCAUGUCUUGCUUGAUGAAAUUGGUUUCUCUCCUGAUGAUCUACAAAAUCUUAUCCAUUCACUGGCAUACGUGAACCAAAGAAGUACAAAUGCUAGCUCACUAGUUGCACCAAUAUUUUAUGCACAUCUUGCAGCCCAUCAAAUGGGACAGUUUCUAAAGUUCGAGGAUUUUUCUGCAAGUUCGUCUGGACAGGAAAGUAUCCCCGUCCCUCAGCUGCCCAGAUUGCACGAGGACGUUGCAGGUUCCAUGUUCUUUUGUUGA